AUGGCAAACACGUAUUCCGCAUCGCGAGAUUACACGAAACCGGCUAUUGAUCAGCGAAUCGCUGAGUUAGUGAAAAGGAGGAUUGGUGCACGGGAAGAUUUACCCACGGAGAGUACAAAAGAACGGCUUGCUAAAUUUAAGGAAAUUCGUAAUGCCAGGCAAGGAUUACUGAAGAUUACCCAUCAACAUGUCUUAGAGACGGUGGCAUACAUUCUGAACACAGACGCCGAGGUACUUGAAGAAGGGGUUCUCGACAAAGACGAAUAUGUAAAUGUAUUUAGUAGUUUCUUCGCCGAAAGCGGAAGACAAGCAAUCGUUAUAUACCUCCAACCAAUGAGUCCUCCGACAAUUGAAUCCGGGCGAUGGACGCCGCAACUUAGCAAAGAACAGCAAGUUGUACGUUGCUGUAUAACAGAUGGUACUACCGAAGAAUUCUCAGGCAGAUGCGUUAUAGUUUAUCGAUUACAAUCAAACGUGGAAUUUGGAGUCAAACAGUUGGUCGACGAAACAUAUUAUGCAUAUGCGGAAGUAGACCCUACAUCGCAAAGUGCAUUGGCAGGAAUAUCUGAUUUAAUUUCACGUUUGCAUGCACGAACGUUAACUGCUAAUACGCAAUGGGGAGAAUUGUCGAAGAGCGAAGCUGGAGAAAAGAUAAAGGACGAUUUUAUAGGCGACUUUAAAGAUUUUUGCGAAUUUCUCAGUAUGACAAAGAUAGAUUUGGAAAAUGUUAUAUGCUUUCAAAUUAAUUGGGACUUGUACCAGAAAUGUUUGGCGCUACCUGAAAGUAUUAAAGAGAGCAUUCGUAAACCGGACGUUAUUAAAGCAGCAGAAGCUGAUGUCCGAAUAUGGAUGAAGUUGAUGGAACGGGCCAUCGUUGAAAGCCAACAAUUGCGCAGGGAAACCGAAACUGUAGGACCAACUGUAGAACUUGCGUAUUGGCGGCGAUUGUUCGGCCAGUUUUCAUCGAUAAUGAAUCACAUAAAGUCAUCUUACGCUCAAGCAUUUAUACAAUUGUUAACGGAAGCGAAGUCAAAACUUAUCAAAGUAAAAUGGAAGAUAUUAGAAGGUCACGUUAUUACGGUGCACAUUUUGUCUCAAGAUAACGUGAAGUAUCUGUACGCCUUAGAGAAAUUUACACAACCGUUGUACAGAUUAGAUCCAACGAAAAUAGGAGAUUACUUACCUGCGCUCAUGUAUGCUAUAAGGAUGAUUUAUGCCACAUCACGGUUUUUCAAUACGAGGAAGAUGGUAACCGCUGUAUAUGUAAAGAUAACAAAUCAGAUGAUAUUAGCAUGUAAAGCAUAUCUAACGGAGGAUGGAAAAUUAAGCAUUUGGAAUGAAUCGAAAUGUACUAUGAUAUCGAAAAUAAAGGUAAAGAUAGAUUGCAUUAAACUUUGUGAGACAUAUCAUGACUGUUACGACGAUAUGUGUAAGAAGGUCGAAGAAUCUCCAGAUGAGAAGCCUUUCGAGGUAUCCGAAAUGUAUGUUUUCGGAAAGUUCGCCACUUUCAAGACAAGAAUAAUAAAAAUCAUGGACAUACUUGAAGCAGCACGGAUGUACUCCAUCCUGCACAGUUCUUCUAUAGAAGGAAUUAAUGUAUACGCGCAAAAGUAUACGGAUCAUUUUAAAAAGAUCUCUUCGCAGAAGUAUGAUCCCUUAGAUUUCAGGAAACUGUAUUUUGAUGCUGAUUACGAUGAAUUCAAAAAGAGCGUAGCAGAAACCGAUGUAGAGCUUAGAGCAUUUUUCCAUAACUGCGUUUCUCUUAUGCCAAACAUAACGCAGAGUUUAAAUUUGAUAGCUAGGUUUCAAAAAUUGAAUCUCAAGCAACUGAGAAUUGACAGAAAAUGCGUGGAACUUAUCUCAAUGUUCGAACGCGAGAUCGAGGAUAUCCGCGACAGAUACAAUGAAAAUAGAUCCGAUCCACCUGUACCGAGAAAUAUUCCACCUAUCGCCGGUAGAAUUCUGUGGAUCCGCCAGUUGUACAAACGUAUUGAAGUUCCUAUGAAUAUGUUUAGGUCGUACCAUCGAGUGAUUGCACAUGAUUCCAUGCAGAAGUGCAUUAAGAUAUAUAACACGCUUGUCAGCGUGUUCCUUCACUACGAAUUAAUUUAUCACAAAGCAUGGUACGAUUCAGCUACCAUUGUAAGUUUUAACUUUGUUCGUCUAGCGUUAUCAUCCCCUAUGCUUGUGCGUCAUCCAAAGACAAAUAAGUAUUGUCUGAAUUUCGAUUCUUACAUUUACGAAGUAAUACGAGAAUCGGAACAUAUAUCCAAGUUCGAAUUAGAAGUGCCAGAAUUCAUACAAAUGUUAAUCUUUUGCAAAGAAACGAUAUUUUCAACGUAUGAAAGAGUGAAGAAAUUGCUUAAGAAAAAUGAUGCCCUUAGACGAUCUAUUCCGAUCUUGUUUUUAAAUCUAAUAAAAUUAGCACUUGUCAAUCUUGAGAUUGCCUUUCAACCAUGCGUAUCGAUAAUUACAUGGUCCUCGUUAAAAAUUUCUAACGCAUGCAAUAAAAUAGAAGAAGAAAUAAAGAAUACGCAGAUAUUCGUAAAGGAAGUGGCAGACAUGAAAGCAGCAAGAGUGGAUGAAGUGCUCGAGUCCAUUGCAGAAACAAUGUUACUGAAACUAGAUGAGUACCCGAAAAGCCCAGAACAACUUUUAGCCGAUAACAUAGCUUUCAGAGAUAAAGUAGCAAUUGACUUGGAAAUCAAAUCUUCGGCGGCGGAGAAAACUGUUAUCAUGAUUAUUAAUAAAUUUAUGGAUCUUGUAAUUGAUCCCACUGUGCAGGAUGUUAAAUACAAUUGGAUGGAUCCCGAAAAAAUACACAGAGUCCUAUCUGAAAGUAGAUUAAUACAGGGACCAUUCGAGCCGGGUAUUGUAUUCUUACGAUUAAUAAAUGGCUCAUUAAAUAUAGGUUUCAAUUACAUCGAAAGAACAAAUAAGGUUAAGAUAAGUCAAGUGCAUAAUGAUUGCAUGGAACUAUUUGCGUGUUAUAAUAAUAAAUUAAUAGACGCUUUAGUUAAGUGCACUAAAAAUUCUUUAGACUUAUUAAAGAAGAAAGCAAUCAUCAUGAGGUAUUUUAAUCGUAGAUUAUAUCUAUACAUGUACAUAUUUAUAUUCGUGUUAGUUAAAGAUGUUGCAUUUGAACAAGAAAUUCCAAUCAUGCUGACAUAUUUUAUUUUACAAAUACCGAAUAUUGUAAUUAUACCAUCAAUAGAAGAUUUGCAAAAUCAUUUCAACAAAGUUAUAACAAAUAUUAUAGAAACGAAUAAAAAGGUGUUUAUGUGGGGGCAGCGAUAUUCUACAGAUGCAAAAGCUACACUACUUGAUAAAGAAGAACCGCUCGAAACCUAUUUUCAAAAUAUAUGCGAUCAUAAAGACAUAAUCCGCAGUUCAAUGAGUCUGCAAGGAUUAAUCUUAAUGUUGAGAGAUGAUGUCUCCAAAGUUGGCAACUCAUAUUUACGAUAUUCCUACAUGUGGGCAGAAAAUAGAAAUGAGAUUAUUCAAGCGUUCGUUGACUCCAAACCCCUUCUACAAGAAAUCAAGGAAAAGUUUAUGGAAUACGAAAACUUAAUGACAGAAAUAAAAAAUUUACCUAAUUGGCACAUACUCGGUCCUCUUCAAAUUAACACAGAUAAAUUAAAAUUAGCUUUCCUCGUUGAGGCAAAUGCGUGGAAAAAAUCAUUGGGCGUCAUUUUAUCAAACAGAUAUAAGGAAAAAUUUCAAAAAAUAAUAGAUUACAUUUUGGAAAAAAAUAAAGUUCUUGCCAGGCAUAUUAAAGAUUUGGAGGAUGUUAGAGUUGCGAUGAAAUGCUUGACAGAAAUACGAGAUGAUUUUGUAUCAUUGGAUAUGGAAUUAAUUCUAAUUGAAGAAACUUACACAUUAAUGGGAAAAUUUAACAUUGAUAUUUUAAAAGAAGAUCAAGAUAUUGUAGACGGAUUGAGAUAUAAUUUUAGCAACAUGCUCAAUAAGGCGAAGCAAGUUCAAGCAGUAAUAUGUGAGAUGCAAGAGCCAUUGAAAACGGAACUUAUUGAUGGAGUUGCAGUUCUUAAAAAGAAGGUAGCUCAAUUUGACUUUGAUUUUGAACUCAAUGGUCCGAUGGUUGAAGGAAUACCCGCAAAAGAAGCCAGCGAACGACUUAUCCUGUUCCAAGCGCGUUUUGAAGAAUUGUGGGAAAGAUACGAGACUUAUAGCAGUGGCGAAAGCUUGUUCGGUAUAGAAAUAACGGAGUACCCGGCUCUGCAACAGAGAAAAAGAGAAAUUAAUUUAUUGCAAAAAUUAUAUACGUUGUAUUUACAAGUCAUGCGUACUAUUAACAACUAUUAUGAUAUUCCAUGGUCCGAAAUUGACAUUGAGUCAAUUAUAAUUGAACUGGCCGACUUCCAAAACAAAUGCCGAAAGUUACCUAAAGCCAUGAGAGAAUGGCCCGCGUAUAUCGAUCUAAAAAAGAAGAUCGACGAUUUUAACGAAAUGUGCCCAUUGUUAGAGAUGAUGGCCAAUAAAGCCAUGAAAGAUAGACAUUGGGAAAAACUGUCUAAACUUUGUCAAUAUUUCUUCGAUGUAGAAUCUGAAACGUUUACCCUAGCGAACGUUAUGCAGGCACCUUUAUUGAAAUACAAAGAUGAUGUGGAGGACAUAUGUAUUAGUGCAGUGAAGGAACAAGAUAUUGAGUUUAAAUUGAGGCAGAUAAUUGCGGACUGGGCAAUUAUAAAUUUGCAAUUUGCCAAUUUCAAGCAGAGAGGCGAAUUACUCCUUAAAGGCAUCGAAACGGCUGAAAUAAUAGCUCUCCUGGAAGAUAGUUUAAUGAUUAUAAGCUCUUUGUUGGCAAAUCGUUACAACGCACCGUUCAAGAAAGAGAUUCAGUUGUGGCAGACCAAGCUUAGCAAUACGUCGGAAAUAUUGGCAAAGUGGUUAACUGUACAGAAUCUGUGGGCUUAUCUGGAAGCAGUAUUUAUUGGCGGCGACAUAUCAAAGCAAUUGCCCACCGAAGCAAAACGCUUUAACGCUAUCGAUAAGGCUUGGGUCAAGCUUAUGCUUCACGCUCAUGAGAGAUUAAAUGCGGUAGAGACGUGCACUGGAGAUGAAACGAUGAGUCAGUUUUUACCUCAUUUACUGGAACAGCUAGAGUCGUGCCAAAAAUCUCUUAGCGGCUAUUUGGAAACCAAGCGAGUUAUUUUCCCAAGAUUUUGCUUUAUAUCGGAUCCUACUUUGCUGGAGAUACUCGGGCAAGCAGCGGAUUGUCACACGAUACAGAAUUAUCUUGAUGGAUUUUUCGAUAAUAUAGCAAAACUAAAGUUUUCCGAAAAGGAAUAUGACAAAAUCGUAGCAAUGCAUUCACGGGAAGACGAACAAAUAGUGCUGGAAAAAGAAGUCGCGUGUAUAGGAGGCGUGGAGAACUGGUUAAACGUUCUGUUAACAGUCCACCAGCAGUCUGUUGGCGCUGUGAUUUCGCUGGGGCUGCAAUCACUUCGCGCACCUGAAUUUGACAUCUUGUUAUUGAUAGAAAAUUCCGUUUUGCAAUCAACAGAUGAAAAUUGCACAACAAUUUCAAAUAUUCAUUUUCCACGCCCCCAGGUGGGCCUAUUAGCGUUACAAGUUUUAUGGACACGCGAUUCCGAAAUAGCAAUUACGACAGCCAAACGUGAUAGAACGAUAAUGAAAAAGACCAAUCAGUGGUUCCUGGAUUUGCUCAACAGUCUUAUAGAAAUGACCGUUAAGGAUCUUACAAAGUAUGCCAGAAUAAAGUACGAAUGUUUAAUAACGAUACACGUGCACCAAAGAGACAUCUUCGACGAGUUGUGUCGUAUCAGAAUUCGAAGUAUACAUGAUUUCGAGUGGCUGAAACAAUGUCGGUUUUAUUACGAUGACGAUUCAGAGGAAGUUCCAAUCAAGAUAACCGAUAUAGAUUUCGUUUAUCAAAAUGAAUUCUUAGGUUGUACAGAUCGACUUGCGAUUACGCCGCUCACAGACAGGUGUUACAUAACACUAGCACAGGCUGUAGGAAUGAACUUUGGCGGGGCUCCCGCAGGUCCCGCCGGCACAGGUAAAACGGAAACGACGAAAGACAUGGGGAAAGCGCUAGGAAAAUACGUCGUUGUAUUUAAUUGCUCCGAUCAAAUGGACUUCCGAGGUUUAGGCAGAAUAUUUAAAGGUCUAGCGCAAUCCGGUACCUGGGGAUGCUUUGACGAAUUUAAUCGAAUUGAUCUACCAGUAUUAUCCGUCGCCGCACAGCAAAUAGCAAUCGUGCUCAACGCGCGAAAAGAGAAAAAGACAACUUUUCUGUUCAGUGAUGGCGAAACAUAUAAACUCAAUUAUGAAUUCGGAAUAUUUAUUACAAUGAAUCCCGGGUACGCUGGCCGACAAGAAUUACCGGAAAAUUUAAAAAUACAGUUUAGAAGCGUAGCGAUGAUGGUGCCUGACAGACAAAUCAUAAUGAGAGUAAAACUUGCGGCAUGCGGCUUCAAAGAGAACGUAGUACUGUCGCGAAAAUUUUUUAUAUUGUACAAAUUGUGUGAAGAGCAGCUUAGCAAGCAGGUACAUUACGAUUUUGGAUUAAGGAACAUCUUGUCGUGCUUGCGUACACUUGGCGCUCAGAAACGCGCGCAUCCCACCGAUUCUGAAGAAACCACACUUAUGAGAGUACUACGCAAUAUGAACUUAUCGAAGUUAGUGGAUGAGGACGAGCCUCUCUUCAUGUCGCUUAUCGAAGAUAUGUUCCCGGGUAUAAAGUUAACAACGCAGACAUAUAAAGAAUUACAGAAAGCAAUAGCUAACGCCACCGUUGCCCUUGAUAUAAUGAAUCACAACGAAUGGAAUUUGAAAACUGUUCAAUUAUACGAGACGUCGCUUGUCCGUCAUGGUUUGAUGGUCCUCGGACCAACAGGAUCUGGUAAAACGCGAUGCAUGUGGGCGCUAAUGAGAGCUCUAACAGAGAUGGGUAUACCGCAUAAAGAAGUUAGAAUGAAUCCAAAAGCAAUAACUGCAUCUCAAAUGUUUGGAAGACUCGAUGUUGCGACGAACGAUUGGACAGACGGUAUAUUUUCCAUUAUAUGGCGAAGAUCCACGCAAACGAAGAAGACGGAAAAUUUAUGGAUGGUACUAGACGGCCCCGUUGACGCAGUAUGGAUCGAAAAUUUGAAUUCCGUUCUAGAUGACAAUAAAACAUUGACAUUGGCAAAUGGCGAUCGCAUUACAAUGGCACCUAAUACUAAAUUAGUGUUCGAACCUGACAACGUGGAUAAUGCGUCUCCGGCGACUAUAUCGCGCAUGGGAAUGAUAUUCGUCAGUGCCUCCGUACUAAAAUGGAAUUCAAUUUUAGAGGGUUGGCUUAGAAAAUGUUCCACCAAUGAGGCUCGAGUGUUACGCAUGUUGUUUCAUAAAAUAUACGAAGAUGCCCACACAUUCGUUCAAACAAAGCUUCAUGCUAAAAUGGCGAUUUUAGAAGCGCUUUAUAUACGGCAGUGUAUUGACUUAUUGAAAGGUUUAAAUAUCGGAAAUUCUGACCCAUCUAAAAUAUUGCCUGACCACCAUAUCGAGAAGCUCUUUUUGUUUUCUCUUAUGUGGAGCUUGGGUGCUAUGUUGGAGCUAGACGGACGAUUUGCACUACAGGAAUAUUUUAUAAAUCAUGAAUCACAUUGUAGCUGGCCGAAGUGUACAGUUCAUGAAACCAUUUUUGAGUACCUCGUAUCGGACGAGGGAAAAUGGAUACAUUGGAGUAAAAUGGUACCAAAAUUUGAAUAUCCGUCGGAUUAUGUCUUAGAAUACCACAGUAUUCUUGUUCCUAAUGUGGAUAAUGCGAGGACGUUAUAUUUAAUUGACAUUAUAGCGAGGCAGGAAAAGGCAGUACUUUUAAUAGGGGAAGCUGGUACCGCAAAAAGCGUAAUGAUGAAGAGCUAUAUGUUUAAGCAUGAUCCCGAAUAUCAUCUGAAUAAGUUUUUUAAUUUAUCUUCAGCAUCCACGCCCAAUAUGGUUCAGCGGGUAUUCGAGAGCUACGUCGAAAAGCGAGUGGGCACCACUUAUGGUCCGCCCGGUGGACGGAAAAUGACCAUCUUUAUCGACGAUAUAAAUAUGCCGGCCAUAAACGAAUGGGGCGAUCAAAUUACGAACGAAAUCGUGCGCCAGUUAAUGGAGUACAAAGGGUUCUACUCCCUGGAUAAACCGGGCGACUUUUGCACUAUGCAAGAUAUUAUGUUACUUGCCGCGAUGCAUCAUCCGGGUGGAGGCCGAAAUGACAUACCACCGCGGCUGAAACGACAGUUCAAUAUUUUUAAUUGCACCCUACCGUCCAAUAAGUCCAUGGAUACAAUUUUCAGUGUCAUCGGCCAAGGAUACUUUUGCAUCACGAGAUUCUCCGAAACCAUCGUCACUUUCCUGCCGAAGCUCAUACCGAUGACUCGAAUAUUAUGGCAGCAAACCAAAGCGAAGAUGCUACCGACUCCUGCCAAGUUCCAUUACGUCUUUAACUUGCGCGAUCUCUCCCGUAUUUGGGAGGGAAUGCUCAGAAUAAAGAGUGCCGAGUGCGAAUCUAUAACGACACUGCUGAAAUUAUGGGAGCACGAAUGCACGCGGGUGAUAGCAGACCGCUUCAUUACUGCCGCCGACAAAGAGUGGUUUCAAAAUACAUUGCGGCGGACCGCGGAGAAGAUGUUAGGUCCGGAUUUUCGGUAUUAUUCUACAGUCGAGACGUACUUCGUUGACUUCUUGCGCGAACCACCAGAACCGACGGGAGACGAGCCGGAAGACUUUAUAUUAGAGGCACCAAAGAUUUAUGAGGAGAUACCGAGUUACGACAUCGUUAUCGCGAAAGUCCAACAAAGUAUGGAGCAAUUUAAUGAAUACAUACGCGGCAUGCAUCUUGAUUUGGUCUUCUUCCACGACGCUCUGGUGCACUUGAUUCGAAUAUCGAGAAUACUAGGAGUUCCCAGAGGCAAUGCGUUGCUAGUAGGUAUAGGCGGGUCCGGGAAGCAGAGCCUGACGCGACUGGCAUCCUUCAUUGCAGAAUUUAACUUCUUUCAAAUAACCUUAUCCAGAAUUUAUAAUGUAGCUAGUUUAAUGGACGAUUUGCGAAAAUUGUAUCGUGCCGCUGGUAUUGACAGCAAAGGUUUAACUUUCAUUUUCACUGACAACGAAGUAAAAGAGGAAGCAUUUUUAGAAUAUAUAAACAACAUAUUAAGCGUUGGCGAAGUGGCCAAUCUUUUUCCAAAGGACGAAUUAGAUGACAUUUUGACAACCGUCACGCCGUUAAUGAAAAAAGCUGAUCCUCGACGACCUCCAACGCAAGACAAUCUUUACGAUUACUUUAUAUCGAAAGCAAGAAAUAAUCUGCACAUAGUUUUAUGCUUUUCACCGGUCAGUGAAAAAUUUAGAUCGCGAUCGUUAAAAUUCCCUGGUCUUAUAUCUGGUUGCACAAUGAAUUGGUUUUCAAGAUGGCCAAGGGAUGCACUGUACGCGGUCGGCGAACACUUCUUAAGCACGUAUAAAAUUAUAAGCAGCCCGGAAGUAAAACAGCAAUUAAUGCAAGUUGUUGGUGAUAUUCAAGAUAAUGUAAGCGAUAUCUGUAUGGAAUACUUCGACAGGUUCCGACGUCAAGUAUACGUAACUCCGAGAUCAUUUUUAACGUUUCUCGACAGUUAUAAAACACUUUACAAGCAACGUUUGGAUAAUAUUAAUACGCUUGUUUCUCGUAUGAGUAGCGGUUUGAGCAAAUUAAUUGACGCAGCGGCACAGGUCGACGUGUUACGGCACGAAUUGGAAAAAAAUCAAGAGGAGAUCGCAGCGAAAAAUAUUCAAGUGGAGGCGAUUCUGAUUAGUGUGAAUGAGAAAAAGAGAGAAGCUGAGGGAGUGAAAGCGAAAGUGCAAGUGUCGAAGGAUGAAGCGGAAACGAUUCUGAAAGUGAUAGCGAAAGAUAAGGCAGUGGCAGAACAGAAGUUGGAAGCUGCGGAGCCCGCCUUGCUGGAAGCGGAAGCUGCAUUGCUGACCAUAAAAGCAGCGGAUAUCUCUACCGUUCGUAAACUGGCUAAACCACCGUAUUUGAUUACGCUUAUAAUGGACUGCGUUCUGAUUCUAUUUGGACGCAAGCUGGAACCAGUUAAGCCGGAUUACGAGCAUCAAUUUCUAACAUCUUCGUGGUCGGAAUCGUUAAAGGUCUUGGCCGAUACCAGAUUUUUAUACAAUUUACAAAAUUUUCCAAAGGAUAACAUCAAUGCCGAAACUGUCGACUUAAUGAUGCCGUAUUUAAAUUUUCACAUGUACACUUACGAAGCCGCGAAGCAAGCCUGUGGAAAUGUUGCGGGUCUCAUACAGUGGACCAUCUCCAUGGUCACUUUUUAUGAAAUAAAUAAAGAUGUGCUGCCGUUGAAGGCAAAUCUUGUCGUACAAGAAAAUAAUUACGAGAAGGCCAACAAAAAUUUACUCGCGACGGAAGAAUUGUUGAAAGAAAAAGAUGAUGCUUUAAAGAUAGUGCAAAAUGAAUUCGAUGCCAUGAUGCGAGAACGACAAAUAAUUAUCGACCAAGCUGCGGCUUGCCAAGCAAAAAUGGAUAUCGCAUCAGCUAUGAUUGAAGGAUUGUCGGGAGAAAAAUUAAGAUGGACUGAGCAAGUGACUAUGUUUAAAUCGGAAACAGAACGUCUCGUCGGAGAUGUGCUGGUGUUAACUGGCUUUCUUUGUUAUUGCGGGCCAUUUAAUCAAGAAUUCCGACUUCUUUUGCAAAAGAAAUGGUUUGACUUCAUACAGGAUAGAAAGAUCCCAAUUUCUGUUACAAUAAGCAUCGUUAAUACAUUGACAGAUACAGCUACGAUUGGUGAUUGGAGCUUGCAAGGUCUGCCAACCGACGAAUUAUCGAUACAAAAUGGGAUAAUUGUAACGAAAGCAUUGAGAUAUCCUCUGUUGAUCGACCCGCAAUUGCAAGGCAAAACAUGGCUUAAAAAUAAAGAGAAGGAAUUCGAUUUACAGAUAACAUGGUUCAGUCAUAAAUACUUUAGAAAUCACUUGGAAGAUGCGGUAUCAUUAGGACGACCAUUAUUGAUUCAAGACGUAGGAGAAGAAAUAGAUCCAAUGUUAGACAAUUUGCUAGAAAAGAAUUUUAUAAAAAUAGGAACCUCCUUCAAGGUUAAAUUAGGCGACAAAGAAGUGGAUAUUAACAAAGACUUUAGACUUUAUAUCACGACGAAAUUACCAAAUCCUUUUUACACGCCAGAAAUAUUUGCCCACACAUCUAUAAUCGAUUUUACUGUUACGAUGAAAGGUCUGGAGGAUCAAUUGUUAGGAAGAGUCAUUUUAACAGAGAAAAAAGAGUUGGAGACCGAAAAAAAGCAAUUGAUUUCCGACGUAACUGCGAAUAAUAGAAAAAUUAAAGAAUUAGAAACAAAUCUUCUACACAAAUUGGGAACUGUACAAGGUCCUUUGAUAGAAGACGUUGAAUUAAUGUCUGUAUUAAAUACCACGAAGCUUACAGCGGCGGAGAUAAAUAAAAAGCUGAGUGUCGCGAAAGAUACAGAGCUAAAAAUUGAUAUAGCACGUGAAGAAUUUCGACCGGUCGCAACGCGCGGUAGCGUUUUGUACUUUCUGAUAUGUGACAUGCCACAUGUCAAUUCCAUGUACCAAACGUCCCUCGUUCAAUUCUUGGAGCGAUUUGAUAUCUCAAUGGCUAGGUCCGAGAAGAGUCCAAUCAAUCUGAGAAGAAUAAAUCACAUCAUCGAAUAUCUGACUUACGAUAUAUUUAAAUAUAAAGCACGCGGACUUUACGAGAUACAUAAAUACAUGUUCAUUUUGUUGAUGACGCUAAAAAUCGAUCUGCAACGUGGCAGCAUCACGCACGAAGAAUUUCAGUAUCUCAUUAAAGGCGGCGCAGCGUUGGACUUAAAGGCAGUCGAGCCAAAACCUUGCAAAUGGAUCACGGAUGUGACAUGGCUUAAUCUAGUUGCGCUGUCGUCAUUACGACAAUUUCAGUAUAUCGUAUCUCAAGUACCCGCUUCCGAGAAAGUUUGGAAACACUGGUUCGACAAAGAUGCACCAGAGGAGGAAGUUAUACCAGAUGGUUAUAACACGUUGGACACAUUCCGUCGAUUGCUUUUGAUAAGAGCUUGGUGCAUGGAUAGAGCGUUGUCACAGUCAAGGAAAUAUAUAGCAUCUUCUUUAGGGGCAAAAUACGCAGAGCCCGUGAUUACGCUUCUCGACGUAAUGCACAGCGAGUCAAGACCAAACACACCGAUGAUCUGUUUUCUAAGCAUGGGAUCGGAUCCCACAACUAGCAUCGAGCUGCUCGCGAAGAGAAUGGAAAUCGUUUGUAGGAGCAUAUCGAUGGGGCAGGGUCAGGAAGUUCAUGCUCGUCGACUGCUCAGUAGCGCGAAAACUGAAGGCUUUUGGGCUUUAUGCCAGAAUUGUCAUUUAGGCUUGGAAUACAUGGUGGAAUUGGCAAACUUUCUUUUAGAAAUGGAGGCACCACAUCCGAACUUCCGCGUGUGGAUCACGACGGAGCCGCACAAAGACUUUCCCGUCUCGUUACUGCAAAUGUCUAUAAAAUAUACAUACGAACCCCCGCAAGGAAUACGCGCCGGUUUAUUGGCGACGUACAGUGGUAUGAAUCAGGAAAUAUUAGACCAGUGUGACGCUACGCAAUAUAUACCGCUAAUCUACACCGUGUCAUUCCUACACACCGUUGUUCAAGAAAGACGGAAAUUUGGCCCCCUGGGAUGGAACAUACCUUACGAAUUUAAUUUGGCGGACUGGCUGGCGUCCUGCAUGUUCAUUAACAAUCAUCUGAACGAUUACGAUCCGAAGCGUGGUAUAAAUUGGCAGAGCGUGCGUUACAUGAUAGGCGAGGUGCAAUACGGUGGACGCGUUACGGACGACUACGAUAAAAGGUUGUUAAACACCUUUGCGAAGGCGUGGUUCACGGAAAUGCUCUUCGUGGAGAGUUUUGUUUUCUACAAGGGUUAUCCGCUUUUGAUAUUUAAGCAAGUGAGCGAUUAUUUGAAGGCGAUAGAUGCCAUGAGUCCCAUAGAUCCACCACAAGUCUACGGCUUGCAUCCAAAUGCGGACAUCGCAUAUCAGAGUAAUACCACGCAGACUGUGCUAGAUCUAAUAAUGUCGGUGCAGCCGAAAGAAGCGGGUGUCGCCGGUGCGGAGUCCCGAGAAGUAGUUGUUACAAGACAGGCGAAGGAAAUGCUAGAAAAAGUUCCGGAAUUGUAUGACAUAUUUGAAGUUAAAGAAAGAUUGUAUGCAAUGGAUCAUACUGCUCCGAUGAAUAUUUUCUUAAAACAAGAGAUCGACAGGAUACAAAUGGUUAUAAAAUUAGUACGCAUUAUGCUUAAGGAUCUUUUGUUGGCUAUAGAAGGCGUAAUUAUAAUGAGCGAGGAAUUGCGAGAUACUCUCGAUAAUAUAUACGAUGCCAGGAUACCAAAGACCUGGAAAGCUCGAUCGUGGGAGUCUGCUUCUUUGGGAUUCUGGUUUACGGAAUUAUUGGAGAGGAACCAACAGUUUUCGACUUGGCUGUAUAGCGGAAGACCGACGAAGUUUUGGAUGACUGGCUUCUUCAAUCCACAAGGAUUUUUGACGGCGAUGAAGCAAGAAAUAACUCGAACUCAUAAAUGGGCGUUGGAUAACGUUACGCUUCAUAAUGAAGUACUACGUAAUACGGCAGAUGAAAUCAAGAAACCCCCACCCGAAGGUGUUUACGUUUAUGGCUUGUUUCUGGAGGGUGCUGGCUGGGAUCGAAGAAAUAACCGUUUAUGCGAAUCAGCAAAUAAAGUCCUUUAUGUACUAAUGCCAGUAGUGCAUAUUUUCGCUUUACAUAAUUCAGAUAAGGUUUCUCCCCCACAAAACAAGAACCUGAAGUUAUAUCAAUGUCCCGUGUAUAAAAAACCUCAGAGGACUUAUAUGCUGUUAAUAACACCGCUUUGGCUGCAAACUCUAAAAAAUCCUGAUUACUGGAUAUUACGUGGCGUCGCUCUGUUAUGUGAUAAUAAAUAAUUUAUUAUAAAUAAAAAGAU
Messenger RNA from Solenopsis invicta (red fire ant), 13985 nucleotides. RefSeq names its product dynein heavy chain 8, axonemal (gene kl-3). Gene Ontology annotation, biological process: microtubule-based movement. Gene Ontology annotation, molecular function: ATP hydrolysis activity; minus-end-directed microtubule motor activity; dynein light intermediate chain binding. Gene Ontology annotation, cellular component: dynein complex. Bases 1 to 13965 code for a protein of 4654 amino acids. The record is from RefSeq and is a predicted model, not a curated record. Lineage: Eukaryota; Metazoa; Arthropoda; Insecta; Hymenoptera; Formicidae. The transcript is spliced from 66 exons.